GUACAAUAGCUAAGGUAAAACGAACUUGGGAUUUCUCUUCUCUUCUCUUACCUACGUCGCCCAUCCACCGUCACGCCAAGACACACCAAGCCACGCCACGCCACAACCAACUCCUCCCAUCGAAUGCCCUCUCUCUCUCUUAUCUGUAGAGGUUAGGGACUAGGUACUGAUCAAGUUACGCCAGCCACAUGAUCUACGGUGGAAACGUAUCACCACGGAUCCCGACCUACCUCUACCUAGAGACAGGUACCUCCACCUCCAAGCUCAGGUCGACGGGGACGUCCAUGUACCUGCCUAUCAGAGACACGAUGGGAAAAGUACGGUCGAUACGCGUAGAAAGUGAGGCCGGCGAGGUAGAGAAGUACUUCCGCCCUCGUCUCCUCUUUUGGCUGGUGCCUGCUACCUACGUGUAGGUAAUCCGACCCAAUCUUCCCAGCCCCGUCGAUUCGACACCCGUCCUUCGUCCAUUCCUCUCCCAGAUCCAACUCCAUCCGACCAGAUAUCCGCCCUGGACAUGAGGACUUCGGGCCCGCAACACCAACACUCGGGAAGGGAUACGUAGCUGAAGGAUACCGCGCACAUCAACCUGCUCUCCCUCUCUUCUUCGCGCCCUUUUUUUUUUUGGUACUCGGUUUGGUUCCGACAGCAUAGAAACCCGCCAUGACACGCCCGAUUGUCUACAACGUCGCCCUUGGCGUCUUCGUCUGCACGACGGUCAUUACUAUUGUAUCCAUCUUGACGCCGCACUGGGUUUCGUACUCGGUCACGGCCGACACCGGGUCGACCUUCCGCAAGUCGCUGGGCCUGCACCAGAGCUGCUCCUCAGUCGACGAGCCCUCCUGCCGGCCUUUCCCCACCGACGAUGACUGCCGCGACAGCGACGGCGACUUCUGCGCCCUCUGGCGCAGCAGCGGCUUCCUCAUCUCCCUCGCCACCAUCGUCGAGCUCGCCACCCUCGUCGCCUUCUUCGUCGUCCGCGCCGGCGGCAAGGUUAAGCGCGAGACCGGCUGGCGCAUCAUCGCCGGCUUCCUGCUCGCCGACGCCGUCGUCGAGUUCGCCAGCAUAGGCAUCGUCGCCUACCUCUUCGACCACGACUCUCAGUUCGCCAUCCCCGGCUGGCACCUCGACUGGUCCUGGGUCCUGUGCACCGUCAGCGCCACCGUCUCCGUCCUUCUCGCAGGUGGCCUCGCCUCCUCGGCCUGGCUCCUGCCACCGGAGGACGACUACGAAUACCUCGAGGACCCCCCGGUAGACGCCUGAAAAGAAAAAGAAAACCAGGAUCUUCACACAGUCGUCCUCUAUCACUAACCACCAAUGUUUCUUGGCGGCGUUUUGCCAAAAGGCUGGAUCAAACUAGCUUUCUUAUUUCUGUGACAGGUCUAGGUUUCGUAUAGUAUAUACCCCCUACCCCACACAUUUGGGGGGAGGGGUGUGACGGCCAGUAGUAACAGGUCACGCAGCAUUUUCUUUUGAGGAUUUUGGGUUCUUCCCGCCGGCGGUAUAGGGCGGAGGCAAUUAUCGUCUCGUAUGCCCCGGCGUAGGUAGGAACCGUAUAGCCGCGGGUCUGUAGGAUUGCACACGGAUAUAUAUAUAUAUAUAUCAUAGGAGUACGAAGGCAAAGGCAAGGUUGACACAAAUGGGGAUGGACACGACAGGGAAAAUAUCCAAGGUAAUUAACUAACUAGGUACGCAAGCAAGACUCGAUACGAUCAU
Molecule: messenger RNA, 1713 nt
Organism: Durotheca rogersii
Lineage: Eukaryota; Fungi; Ascomycota; Sordariomycetes; Xylariales; Xylariaceae
Exons: 3
Coding region: 661-1260 (199 amino acids)
Source: RefSeq, a predicted model, not a curated record